AUGUCUGCAUACUCUCAAGAACUCAAAAAUCUCUCAGAUCAACUUGCAAAUGUUGAUGCUCCUGUCACUAAUGAUCGGUUGGUUCUGCAACUCAUAGCCGGUUUGAAUGACAAUUAUGAAAAUAUUGCAACUCUCCUACAACAAUAUACACCACUCCCUGAAUUCUAUAGUACAAGGUCCAAAUUAAUUUUUGAAGAGACAAGAAAAGCCAACCAGCACUCAGCGGCCACAGCUCUUACCGCCAACAACACUGGUGCCACUCCACCUCCGGUCAUCACUAUUGUUCCUGUCCAUGUACAAUCACAUGGUGGUGAACGAAGAGAUCCUGAUAAGCAAAAUCAGACAUGGAAUCGUGGCUAUUCUGAUCACUAUGGUCAUGGACGCAACGCUAGCAGGGGUGGUCGGGGACGUGGUUGCGGACGUAAUUUUUCUAGCUACAAUUACGGGUACCACAACUUUCAUCCACAACCUUGGAUGAAUUGGACUUCACCACCUAUUCCAUAUCCAACUUUACCCACAAACUUCCCCCCACACCAUGGCACACCAGCAGGGAUCCACGGCACAUCGCCUUCUCAAACAUAUGUCGCAUCAGAUUAUUCAUAUACGCCUACCAACAUUGAACAGGCAAUGCACACAAUGACUCUAAAUCCGGACCAACAAUGGUAUCUUGACUCAGGAGCCACAAAUCACAUGUUCAACACUACAGGUAACAUCUCAAAUUAUGUUAAUAAUAGCAUGCAAAACCAUAUAGUUGUUGGUAACGGUUUCUAA
This is a messenger RNA of Lactuca sativa (garden lettuce), 771 nucleotides long. RefSeq lists its product as uncharacterized. NCBI's taxonomy places the organism in Eukaryota, Viridiplantae, Streptophyta, Magnoliopsida, Asterales, Asteraceae. The record is from RefSeq and is a predicted model, not a curated record.